CUCUUUUGUUUUGACUGCAUUUUAUUUAAUAAAUUUUAACAUGCUAUUUUUAUGAUUUGUUGUUUUUAGAUUACAUAUAUAUAUACAAUGGAUUUUUCCAGGAGCCCCGAGGAUAACACUGCUGUUGUUAAAAUGAUGAAUGGCUUGAAAAGUUUUCUUGGACAGCCUCAAUAUCCACAUGUUCGUCAACACUUAAGCAUGAGUAGGAGCCGAAAUUCAUCACAUUCGUUUACUACAGACUCUCCUCACAAUCUAUCCUCCAGUUCUCAGAGAAAACGAAGUAUUCAUGAAGAUUACAAAACUCUAACUAAUAGUGAAAAGGCAGAUAUGAUAUUGGCCAAAAGCAAAGCCGCAAAGUUGGAAAGUGAGAUUGAGUCGUUAAAAAUGGAUCAAAAAAGAAAAGAAAUUGAAGCAGAGAAAGAACGAAACUUAAAUACCAAUAAAAUGCUGACAGAACAAGGACAGUGUGAUGCAUUAAGGAGAAAAUUUCGUCAUAUUGUCAAUGAAAAAGAUACAACUGUUGAGGACCUGUCGCAACUUCAAAAGAAAUUUAAUGAAUUAAAGCAACUUUAUGAAGAAGAACAAAAAAAAUGGCAACUUGAAAGAUUAAAUAUGACGACACAAAUUGGAAAUUUGCAAGUAUCCUCCAGUAAAAACAUUUCAGAGUUGAGAGAGAAGACUUUGAAGCAAGAGAGAGAACUAAUCAAACUGAGAAAUUACAAGGGUGAAGCCGAAACUCAACUUGAAAUGUAUACCAGCCGUCAUUCAGAAGCGAGUGAACUCAUUGCAGAUUAUAAUCAACUAAAACAUCGAUGUGAAACAGCUGAACACAAAGUAAAGGUAUUAGAAGAAAAAUUGUCACGUGUAGAUGAAAGUUCACUCCUUAUGCAGAGAAAUCAAGCAGAAUUUGCAAAGUUUCGGGAACUUCAAAAACACAACAAAAAUCUACUUGAAGACAAUAAAUUGUACAGAGACGCUGCAGACAAUGCUUUAAUUCUUCAAGAGAAAGUUACCUACCUUACUUCGAAGCUGAAACGUUCUGAACAACAAAUUGAAAAGUUGAAUAACUUAGAAUAUGAGAAUGAGAAAUUAAGAACAAAGUUGCAAAAGUGGGAAUCCUAUGAUGUAUUUGGUGAUGACGUCAGACCAAGGUCACCUACAGAAUUGACUAGAAUGAUAGCCGAACUGCAAAAGAGUCAACUGUCUAUGAUAGAAAAACAAGGGGAACUGGAAGCAAGUGUUUCGAUAAAAGACACAACACUAUCAAGCAAAUAUGAUGAGUGCUCAAAGUUGCAUGAAGUUUCAAUGCAGUUACAGGAUAAAAAUGAGCAGUUGGAAGACAGAUGCCAAAAAUUACAAAGACGGUUUACAUUAGUGUCGUCAGACAGAGAUGGACUUCGACGUGUACUGUCCAGUUACGAAAACGAAGAUGGCAGCCAAAGUAAGAUUCGUGUAAAAGAGGCUGAAGAAAGAAUAAAAGAAUACGAAAACCAAAUCGAAAAGUUAGAGUCUGAGCUUUUAGCAUCAAGAAAAGAAUGUAGCACGCAGAAAACAUCACUUCUGCAGUUGCAAUUGGAACACGAUAGGUUGAAAACAGAAGGUUCCCCUCCUUCUGUGAGUGUAAAAGAAGAUGUGGAGAUACGAACAAUCAAGACGCAACUGGAAGCACAAGUCGCGAAAUUAAAAGAAGAAAAAGAAAUAUUAGAAAUAAGAUUGGAAAAGAAAGAACUACAGGGCGAUUAUGAUCCGUUUAAAACGAAAGUGCUACAAGUGAAAAAAAAUCCCAUCCAACUCGCACGCGAGGCGUAUUUUCGCGAGUUAGAAAACGUCAAAUUGGAGAAUGAAAAAUUGCGUAAGAAAGUUGUAAAGCUUCAAACAGAACAGGAGAGUAACCAAAAAGACGCAGAUGAAUCUUUGAACGUUUCAAAGUUAAUAAAAAAUUCCAAGCCGGUAGAAGAAGCUCGGAAGCAGUUGGAAGCAGAAAAACUAAAAAUUAAGCGGUUAACUGAGCAAUUCACGAAAACAGCAAAAGAAUUUCGUGAGGCUGUCUUUUACAUAUUCGGGUUCAGCUUCAAAGCUGUUAGUGACGAGCGAUAUCGCGUGCAAAGUAUAUACGCCGAGCAGCCUGAUGAUUUCUUUUUAUUUACAUGCGCCAAAAAUAAAGAAGGUGUCUCCGAGACUGGGAUGAUCGAGACGGCAUAUGCACGUGAAUGGACGGAACUGCAAAAGGAUUAUUUACACAACGGUGACUCGAUCCCAGCAUUCCUGGCUAGUGUCACGUUAGAACUUUUCAGUAGAAUGACGCAAAUCAGAGAUAUGACAGUUGCCAAGAAAGCGAGACAACUGUAGUUCUUGCACGUGUAAACAUUUUUAUGUAUCUUGUUCGAAAAAAAUUAAGAAAAGUGGUUUUUACAAGCAAGUCAAAUAUUUCCCAGACUUUUCUUCUCCUCGGUAGGUGUUGAUAGAAAAUAACUUGCAACUUUGAAAUUACACAUUGCAUCAGUUGUAAAUUUGUAUUUAAAUUAAGCAAACAAAUCAACGGGCGGCGCCCGAAAGCUUUU
This is a messenger RNA of Hydractinia symbiolongicarpus, 2561 nucleotides long. RefSeq names its product mitotic spindle assembly checkpoint protein MAD1-like. Gene Ontology annotation, biological process: mitotic spindle assembly checkpoint signaling; attachment of mitotic spindle microtubules to kinetochore. NCBI's taxonomy places the organism in Eukaryota, Metazoa, Cnidaria, Hydrozoa, Anthoathecata, Hydractiniidae. Gene Ontology annotation, cellular component: kinetochore; mitotic spindle; nuclear envelope. Bases 88 to 2349 code for a protein of 753 amino acids. The record is from RefSeq and is a predicted model, not a curated record. The transcript is spliced from 19 exons.